CAGCAGCCAAGGGAGUACAUCUUACAGCAGUGGUGGCAGCAGGACAGAGAGUUACAUCCAUCUAGAGAGGCAACAUGUGGCCUUUGAAGCAAAAAAGAGAACCUCAGAGCUCAGCCUACAAAGCAGAAUCACAGGAGGCCGCCUUGGAGUCCACUGCAGGAGGUAAAGAAGACACAGUGUAUAUAGACACAAGCACCAUGGGAUUUGGUGUCAAUCAGUGGGGCUCCCAGAUGCAACUGCCCCAGGAAACUGAGAAGAGCUACUAUUUCUUGGAGGAUGGAGAAGAGGGCGAGGAAGAAGAGGAGGAGGAGGAAGAGGAAGAAGAAGAAGGAGGAGGAGAGGGAGAGCAGGCAAGGCUCUCUACAAUGUUUCCAUUCAGUCCCUCCUUUUCUUCUGAAGCAGCUGAAGCUGCUGCAACUUCCUCUUCUGUGCUCAACAUCAAUGUUGGUGGACGGACCUACCGUCUUACCUACCAGGCCGUGGCCAUCUAUCCCACCACUCGGCUGGGCCGCUUAGCUACUUCCAAGAACCGUCGCCGGCAACUAGGCCUCUGUGACGACUAUGCUGCACAAGGGGAUGAAUAUUUCUUUGACCGAGACCCGGCUGUCUUCCAGCUGGUCUACAACUUCUAUGCUUCAGGGGUGUUGCAGGUACGAGAUGAGCUGUGUCCCCACAGCUUCUUGGAGGAGCUGAGCUAUUGGGGGGUACGACUCAAAUACACUCCCCGCUGUUGCCGCAUCUGCUUCGAAGAAAGGCGCGAUGAGCUGAAUGACCAGUUGAAGGUUCAGAGGGAGCUCCAGGCCCAGGCGGCUGUCCAGGAAAGUGAACACCUCUUCCACCACAUGCGCUAUGCAGCCCAGCGCUGGCGCCUUUGGAAUCUUAUGGAGAAGCCCUUCUCCUCCACCAUGGCCAAGGCUAUGGGGGUGGCCUCCAGCUUUUUUGUCCUCAUCUCAGUAGUGGCACUGGCUCUCAACACUGUGGAGGAGAUGCAGCAAAAGGACAAAGCCAGUGGAGAGAUCCGGCCCAUGCUGGAGCAUGUGGAAACCAUAUGCAUCGCCUUCUUCACCCUGGAGUAUGUCCUGAGGCUGGUCUCCACCCCGGACCUGCGCCGUUUUGCUAGCAGUGCCCUCAACGCUGUGGACCUCAUUGCAGUCUUGCCCCUUUACCUACAGCUACUGUUGGAACAUUUUGUGGACGAGGACUUACCUCGCGGACAAGGCUCCCCACAUGAACAUGAACUUGAGAAAGUGGGGCGGGUUGGGAAAGUAGGACAAGUGCUGCGCAUCAUGCGUCUCAUGCGCAUCUUCCGGAUCCUCAAAUUAGCCCGCCACUCCACUGGGCUGAGAGCUUUUGGCUUCACUUUGCGCCAGUGUUACCAGCAAGUGGGCUGUCUUUUACUCUUCAUUGCUCUGGGCAUCUUUGCCUUCUCUGCCAUGGUUUACACUGUAGAGCAUGAUGUUUCCAGCACAAACUUCACCAGUAUCCCUCACGCCUGGUGGUGGGCAGCUGUCAGCAUUUCUACUGUGGGAUAUGGAGACAUGUGUCCAGAAACUCACCUCGGACGACUCUUUGCUUUCCUCUGCAUUGCUUUUGGAAUCAUUUUGAAUGGAAUGCCCAUCUCUGUCCUGUAUAAUAAAUUCUCAGACUAUUACAUCAAACUGAAAGCGUAUGAAUAUACUGCUAUACGGAAGGACAGGGGGAAAGUGAAUUUUACCCAACGAGCCGUGAAGAAAAUGUCUGAGUGUUGUGGAAACAGACCAUCCAGAUUGCCAAGACAUCGAUACCAUUAAUUCCCUGGAAAGGAAAGAGAGGGAAAAGAGGUAAAGAGACAAGGGAAACUGAGAUCACCUGAGUCAGGUCACAAGGUUAACUGAGCUUGAAAUGUGGAAUGGAUGCACCUGAAUAUAAUACCACUUGAUUCAAAACUUUUUUUUAGUUUUCAAAAAGCAUAAAGAUGUUGAUUUCUGGUCUCAUUAUUUUGUCGGACAAAAAUUUCAUCUGACUUUGAAGCAGCCAUUGGAAUUCAGUGAUGUUUCUGGACUGUGAAUGAACAAUUGAUUCCAAUAAGGAAUUUACUGAGAAAUAGGAUAUACUGCAACAUCAUGUAUUUAGUCUGCAAAUGUGAUGCUGCCACAACUUGAACAAAAACAAUGUCACUUAUUUUAUCUCUCUGUGUCUCUGUAUGUACAUUAUAGGCAUAAGGAUGGUGGACAUUGUCUACCCAUAUACACACCUAU
Molecule: messenger RNA, 2237 nt
Organism: Sceloporus undulatus (fence lizard)
Lineage: Eukaryota; Metazoa; Chordata; Lepidosauria; Squamata; Phrynosomatidae
Gene: KCNV2
Product: potassium voltage-gated channel modifier subfamily V member 2
Exons: 2
Coding region: 75-1790 (571 amino acids)
Biological process (GO): potassium ion transmembrane transport; protein homooligomerization
Cellular component (GO): voltage-gated potassium channel complex; membrane
Molecular function (GO): voltage-gated potassium channel activity
Source: RefSeq, a predicted model, not a curated record